Messenger RNA from Python bivittatus (Burmese python), 857 nucleotides. The record is from RefSeq and is a predicted model, not a curated record. Lineage: Eukaryota; Metazoa; Chordata; Lepidosauria; Squamata; Pythonidae.
ACGACCGGGGAGACCCCCCAAGCGCUCUCUGGGGGUUGCGAUACAAGAGAACACGCGCCUGCUUCCCCACGGAGUCCCGGGCCUCUUAUCACCAGGGCUUAUCUCCCCAACAGACAUAAGAACUUUGUUUUUCCAUGAUGAAACCCACAUAAAGUUUGCAGAGCUCAAGACUCUUCAAAUACAAGGACUCACAGCCAUGGCUGAAGCAAUGAAGUUGCAGAAGAUAAAGCUUAUGGCCAUGAAUAGCCUCCACGGAAGUGGGAGUCAGAAUGGGACAGAAUCGGAGAAUGAAGAGCUGAAUUCUAAUGCAGGUGGAAGUGAAUCCUCAUGGGAUAAAGAGAAGCUCCAGUCUCCAAUCCCGACAGGAUCUCAUCACGGAAUUAGCCACGCAGCACUGUCAGGACAGCCCAAUUUGGCAACCACUCAUCCACUUAGUCCUCUGCAACAAAACCAUCUGCUCACAAACAGGAUAGAUCUACCAUUUAUGAUGAUGCCCCAUCCUCUUCUUCCCGUUGGCCUACCUCCUGCUUCUGUAGCGAUGGCCAUGAAUCAAAUGAACCAUCUCAAUACUAUAGCAAACAUGGCUGCAGCUGCACAGAUGCAUAGCCCACUUUCCAGAGCUGGAGCAUCAGUAAUAAAGGAGAGGAUUCAAGACAGCCCUUCACCUGCUCCAUCUGUAGAAGAGGGCCAACGACCCGGGAGUCAUGCCUCUUCACAUCAAAGCAGCAGUGUUUCAAGUUCUCCAUCCCAAGUUGACAACACACCAGACAGAAUUGGUAUGUUGUCAAAUAUUAGGGAAGGAGAACUGGUAGAUCAAGAACCUGGACCCAACCCAAAAAAACUCUCAAAGGAGAAAG